Molecule: messenger RNA, 1047 nt
Organism: Monosiga brevicollis MX1
Lineage: Eukaryota; Choanoflagellata; Craspedida; Salpingoecidae
Exons: 6
Coding region: 1-1047 (348 amino acids)
Biological process (GO): chromosome segregation
Cellular component (GO): outer kinetochore
Source: RefSeq, a predicted model, not a curated record
AUGAUUUCUGCCUUCUUCUCCUCGUUUCGCGAGUUUGCCAUCGAACUCGAACGAGACAGCUGUACUCUGCGCCAACGGGCCCAAGCGCCGCCAGACGACGCAAAGCAUUAUACCGAUGCCAAAGCCAUGCUCGUUGAGAUGCAAGAAGACAUUGAGAACGUUCACCAUGCCCUACACGAGCUGCAGCAGGAGCCCUGCUAUGAUUACACCAUGGCAGACCUUGUUGCCCUGUGCUCGCAGAUCCAUGAGGCUACCGCCUCGCGCCUGGGCGCUGUUGAGGACGAAUUGGAGCAAUAUGGCUACGUUCGCCCGGCAGAGUGCGAUCUUGUCGAGGACACUUCUUCCGAGCGCGCCCACGAGGCCCCAGCGGCAGACGAAAGCGGGUUGAACUCCACCUUUACGCAUGAUGACGAUGAAGCUGGAGAGUCCGCUCUGCCAACUCCCGCAUCGCCCGUUGCCCCACGCACUCCUAGUGGGGCGGGGACGAGCACUGGCGCUUUGUGCUCUGCGCCUAUCACGCCAGCACGGCGCUUCAUGGCAGCAGAAAAGCCGGCCGUGGCUUCCCCCCGCACACCGUGCCUUGAAGACAUGGGCUUGUCGUCAGUGACACUCGAUGUCCUCAAACACCAUGGCACCGGCACUAGCUUGCUGCGCCCUGCUUUUGAUGCCGAAGUAAGGGUAUCGCUGCCGCUUCUCUUCCGCCCGGGAGAACUACUGCCAGGAUGGCCCAUUGAUGCAAAAUUCCAAAGCGAGGAGGUUCGAGAGCUGGGGGCCAGUCUGCCUCGAGGAGUUUCUUUCGGGGGCAAACAUCUGGAACCAGUGGCGGAGCCCAUGGUAAGGGAGCCCCGUCCGGCAGCAAGCACGACAGUCUCGCACAGCAAUGGCAUGAACAUUUCCGUGGCCGAGUAUCAGACCUUGGCCCCAUCGACUCGGGACUGCAUCGAUUUGGACACGCUCAACACCCAGCUUCGCAAGUUGUAUCUCAUCUACCAGACAGCACUGGCGGACAUGGAAGAGCCUUUCUUUACUAUCAAAUCUUUAGGGUAA